Molecule: messenger RNA, 3277 nt
Organism: Orbicella faveolata
Lineage: Eukaryota; Metazoa; Cnidaria; Anthozoa; Scleractinia; Merulinidae
Molecular function (GO): protein binding; calcium ion binding
Source: RefSeq, a predicted model, not a curated record
UUACGUAAUAAAAAUUGUUCAAACUGUAGAACAGUAUAAAGAAUUAGAAAGAAACUUGAUCAAUUCACAAAUAGACAUUAUAAACAAGUGUUAAAGUUGACAAAAAACUUGAGCUUCGAUCACGACAAACUUAAAAAAACGUUGCAAAUUGUCGACCUUUAUGAGCAGCGACUUUUGUAGAUUAGAAAUGACAACCAAGCCGAGCAGCCGAGGAAUGUUUCCAGAGUUACCCGAGCAGUUCGUAUGCAUAAACAUGUUUUUCCCGGAACUAAUCUAGAUCUUCAACCGACGUUUUUUUGGAAAUUUCGCCGGAAUACAUGGACGAUUGUCUUAACAAUAAUAAUGACUAGCUCGACGUCGCAAACACGAAACUUGCAUUUAUAGCUACUCGUUGUAUGUAGUGUAACUGAACUGUACCUUACCAAAGCAUGGACUUGAUAACCGUCGCUGAGAGUGGACUUAGUGCCUCUCGCUGUGUACACAGUCACUUCAUAAUCGUAAGCACAUUUUGUCAUCUGACUCAGUUGUAGCAUAUUCUCCUGGACAACUUUUCCUUGCAAACUGGCUACGUAAAGAACUUGCACGCAAACCAGGAAAUGUUUACCGUACAUUAUGGCGGUCGAGACAAACACAAAGAUUCUUUUUUUUCUUUUUGAUAUAUCAUUCAAAGUUAAGGCAUCUUCUUCUCUUGGUAGGUCUAGAAUGCAAGGACCCCAAGGCAACUUCGGAUUAUCGUCUACCGGUAUAUAUACUUCCGUUCUUAGAAAUACAUGCACAGGAAUUCUACGAUUUGUUCGAACAGGUUCGUCGAUAAAGUUGUUUUUGUCCUCAAUAGCACAAAGGAAACAAAGAAACACAAAAGAUAACUGUAAUUAGUGCCGCUCCAUCCGAUAUUUUCUCUAUAAGCAAUGAACUGUUUCUUUCACGAGUGUUUCAGUACAAAAUGUUUAUUCCAAAUAAAUAAAACGGCAGUUGCUUCUUCCUAGGAGAGUAGCACGACCUUAAAUAAAGCAACUAUCGGGCUUGGAAGACGCUACGAAAAACAACAUCACUUGAAAUACCAACAGGCACAGAACUGAGAAGAGACGGGUACUGACGAAAUGAGAAGGGUUUUUCUUACAAUCUUCUUGCUGUACCUUUUGACUGAAGCAAGCGCCUGGCGACGACGAAGACGGAGAAGGGCUCCACCUCCUUGUAGCGCUGUAAACUGUCAAGUGGGAAGCUGGACAAGUUGGAGUUCUUGUUCACAUCAGUGCGGUACUAGCGGCGAACAGACACGAACGCGGCGACAGGUAAAGGCCGCGUCUUGCGGUGGCACUUGUCCUUACAACUUGCGUGAAACGCAAGCGUGUAACAGAGAUAAUUGUCGAAACGGUGGCACGCCGCACAGUGGCGGAUGUAGCUGUAGAGCAGGAUACCGUGGGACUUGUUGCGAACAAGGUGAAGAUAGUUGUCAAAACGGUGGCACGCCGUACAGUGGCGGAUGUAGCUGUAGAGCGGGAUACGGUGGGACGUGUUGUGACCAAGGUGAGUCUAAACUCAGAAUUUAUUUCUCGGAAAACUGACGAAACGAACUGCUCAAGGCAGAGUGAAAAUUUGAAACAAAAUGUAAAUUACUGAUAAUAUGGCAAAUGGACUUUUAAUAGAAUUGGCGACACCGUAAUAUUGAAUGGAACUAUUCAAACAUAGUCAAUAAAUCGAAUUAAGAUGCGCACAGCACAGUUCAAAUGACAUUUCAAUCUCGCACUUUUCGUAUUUAUAUUGAAUGCGGUUUUGAUGCCGUCUAGACUUAAAAUUAUUCAAAGAAACAUAGUCUUGCGAUUUUUGAGUGGAAGGUAGCUACAGAGAGGAGUUUCAGUGCGUUAAUUUUAAAAGCUUCAUUUAGUACACGCACAAAGAAUGUUCGAUGUAAUUAUUUACUUUACUUCAAAGGAUCAACAUCACAGCAUCAUUAAGAGUCAAACAUAAAGUAAAUGCUAUAUUAUCUAACCUACUUCUGAAAUUAAACGCUGCGUGCAAUAUCAGGUAAUAUGCUCAGCGUACAAAUGCAUGCUCGCCUAAAUUACAGUUUGAAAUUCUUUGUAUUAUUCAACAUCUUUGCCGUUAGUACUAUAAAUGAGAUCAAUUAAGGUGUCAGUUGGUUCUAAACAGAAACAAUUUCCCCUAACUUUAAGUACCAAGGCUCAAAAUGCCGAAAACUUAAAACUUGCACAGCAUCUGGACUGAUUUGAUAUAAGUUAGGACAUCGAUUAUUAAAAUAGCAGUUUCAGAAGUAGGAGCUUCAUUGGCGCGCCGGUCGGCUCGCGUGUGGGUCACGCGCGCGAGUAACGAGGCCGCGAAAACGUAAUGGCCGCGCGAGACGCAUCAAAAUGUAAUGGCCCUUCUCUCAAACUUAGAGGUUCCCUUCCUCCACAAACAAAGGUACAAAAGCGCUUGAAAUGUAAUGAGAACUCGGGAAAACAAAGCCCCGUUUUCAUGACUAAGCUACAAUAGAUUGUUUUAAGUUGCGUCAUCUCUGAAGUAACUCCAAGAAAGAGUUUAGAGCUGAUUUGAGUAACUGAAAAUUCUCCGAAACAAAAGUUUUGAACAUUCUCAUUAAACUGAAUGCAAAGCGGAUUUCUUUUGGUUCUUUCGCUCAAACGCCUGUGACAGUCGAGGAGAUGCGGUCGAUACGGAAAAACUGACCGGGAAUAGUUAAAAGGCUGACUCUUGUAAAUGUUUGCUUUAGCAGUAAAAACAUGAAAUCCACUAGAUCGACGGAACAAAAGACUUCACAACUGCGUUUAUUUAUUGAGCUUUCGCUAAUAACUUUAUUUUCAGUUAGUAGAAUUUACAAAUCUUAAUUUUAACGCAAAGUCUCCUUGCGCGAUUAAAAUACAUGUGUGUUUGUCUUUCUAUCGGAAAUGCCGAAUGACAAUAUGAUCAUUGAGAUUAAUGGACUGAAAAUGAAAUUGUGCAAUUCGUCACGGUUUCGAUUUCCUCUAGUGCGCGGGCAAUAUGACAUGCCGUACUAUGAUAUUUAUCGAAUCUAGCGCGCUCACUAGUACAGCUGUAAAAUAUUCAAGAACUAGUACAUUUUUGCGUAAGAAAGUGCAAGCUUUGAGGUAGAAGAAAUUCCGCUGAUCUUUGAAAACGUAUUUAAGUUUUACACGGUUUGAAAUUUUGUACACAAGUUAUGAACUCACCAGAGCGUGAAGUUGAAAUCCUUCCCCAGCAGUAGAGUGCGCCCCUCUAGCGGUAUGCACAGCAACUUCGUAAUCGUAGGUACAUGAGGCCU